AUGAACAACGAGCAAUUCCGCAAGCUGGUGCAGAACACACCGGCAAGAAAGGAUAAUGCCUCGCCUACAGACAAGACGGGGUUCGGGGCGAAGAAGUCGAGCCUGCUGGGCGGUAUGACGCCGCGGCCAGGGAAGGGUUCUGUCAGCAGUAACAACGACUUUGYGCGCCAGAUCCGUGAGCGUCACGCCUCUCUGCAGCCAACGAAAAAGUUCAAGACAUAUGCGCCCAAAGGAAGCAAAUUCGCUGCAGGCUAUGUCGACCGAGCAAAGGCCAGGCAAGAAGCACAGGACGCAGAAGAUGACAAGGAGCAGCGUGUCAAGGCCCUUGAGGAGCAGGUGAAGCUAGGGCAGCUGCCUUUUGAGACCUUCGAAGCUCUGCGCGAUCAGAUCACAGGAGGCGACUUCGAGAGUGCACAUCUGGUCAAAGGCCUGGAUCGAAAGUUACUAGAGAGGGUACGAAGGGGCGAGGAUGUCAUGGGGGUUGGUGGGAGCAAAAGCGAGGCAAAUGAGGAGGAACCGGUGGACGUUGACGACGAGCUCGAUAAACUGGAAGAGCGCGAGGUGGAGACCGUCACACGAGAGAAGGUAGAGAAGAGAGGAUCAAUGGCUCCGACACCAGUCGCAGGUGUGAAGCGGACUAGGGAUGAAAUCGUGGCGGAGCUCAAGGCGCAGCGAAAAGCUGCGGCGGAGGCCAAGGCUGCUGCUGCUCCUGCUCUCGACGGCAGGUGGAAAAGAGUGGGCGAGCAGAACAAGCCCAAAAUCGAGAUCGACCAUAAAGGUAGAGAGGUACUCAUUACCGUGGGUGAGGAUGGGGUCGUCAAGAAAAAGAUUCGCAAGCUUGCGUUGGAAAACGCCGUAGAAGAUAAAUCUGCGGCCAAUAUGCCGGAGCCAAGUAAGGAGGUCCUCGGCGCAGACUUCGCCGUACCAGCGCAACCUAUGCAAGCUAUUCCGGACGAUGAUGAGGACGAUGACAUCUUCGAGAACGUCGGCACGGAAUAUAACCCUUUGGGAGACAUGGAUGAUGACGGCGACAGCGAUGACAGUGAUGAUAGCGACGAUUUGGACAAGCCAUCCAAGGAUAAGACGUCUGUUGUAGCGAGUAAAGUGCCGACUGCAAAUCCGACCGCGUCUAGCAUUCCAUCCUCAGAGCCACCAACUGACUUACCCAAACGAAAUUACUUCAACGAAAGGAAUGCUCCACAGGAUCAGCAGCCCGUCGAAAAUUUCAAGGACAUUGAGAACAUCAUCAAGAAGGCGGCCAGACUUGGUGCUGCUGGUGCCAACGGGGAUGGAGAGGAUGGGCCCAGUGAAGACAAAGAGGCUCAAGCUGCUCGUUUGGCUAAACGCGCCAAAAUGCUCGCACAAGAAGACCGGGAUCUCGACGAUAUGGAUAUGGGCUUCGGGAGUAGCCGUUACGAGGACGAGCAGGAAGGGGGUGAGGAGAAAAGAGUCAAAUUGUCGGAGUGGAAAGGCGGCGCUGCGGGUGGAGAUGAUGGUUGGGAGGAUGACAAGAAGAGUCGUGGCGACAAACCGAAACGCAAGCCAAAGAAACGCAAGGGAGACGUCAACAAUGCGGCCGACAUAUUCCGUGUGAUUGAGGGCCGUAAAGCGGGAAACAAAUGA
Molecule: messenger RNA, 1623 nt
Organism: Ramularia collo-cygni
Lineage: Eukaryota; Fungi; Ascomycota; Dothideomycetes; Mycosphaerellales; Mycosphaerellaceae
Exons: 1
Coding region: 1-1623 (540 amino acids)
Biological process (GO): mRNA splicing, via spliceosome
Cellular component (GO): nucleus
Source: RefSeq, a predicted model, not a curated record